Molecule: messenger RNA, 2058 nt
Organism: Belonocnema kinseyi
Lineage: Eukaryota; Metazoa; Arthropoda; Insecta; Hymenoptera; Cynipidae
Product: heparanase-like
Exons: 6
Coding region: 348-1907 (519 amino acids)
Cellular component (GO): extracellular matrix; membrane
Molecular function (GO): hydrolase activity, acting on glycosyl bonds
Source: RefSeq, a predicted model, not a curated record
UGCUGAAAUUAUAGGUUAAGUAAUCCACUGCAAAGUUAUGGUUAUAGCAAAUAGUCACAACAAAAAUUACGUUCCUUUAAUUGACAACGCAAACUUCUAAAUUAUAAAAACUAGACAAACCUUUUAUGGAUCUAUUCUUGUAAUUGGUACGUCUUUGUUAUUAUCCGCGUGAUAGGCGCACAGGGCGCACAACAAACCAUAACCUAUACUGAUCAGCUGCCUGCGAGCUGCUUAUUCACUUGAUCGAUUUGUUGUUGUUUAUAUUAAUGCUAAAAUACAAAUAUGCAAGUAUUCAUACCAAGCGAUUGUUAAGAUUAUUUAAAUAGGUAAACAAAUCCUAUCAUAAAAUGACUUGCUUUACCGUCAAUAAUGCGAAAAAACACAGCAAAAGUAUUUCACACAAUCGAAAAAAAAAAACGAUUGCAUACAUCCUGGCCAGUUCGUUUUUAUGUUUUUUUACAUGGAGUUUAUCUAAUUUUCAAUUAACAUUUAAUGAUACAAAAAUUAUUAUUCUCAAUAAUGAAGUUUCUCUUCUGCACUCAACAUCUAUAAAGUAUUUAUCUUUUGCAAUAGACGCAUCAUUAUUUAGAAAUAUGAACACCUUACCAAUUUUAAAUAAGGAAUUCAUCAACUUGGCUCGACAUUUGAGCCCUGCUUAUGUGAGAUUUGGAGGCACUUCUGCAGAUUGUUUAUUUUUUAACGAGUCUUUGUCGAACAAUUCUGGAAUAGCAAGGAAUCCAAUAAAUGGCGAAGAUAUCAGCAACUUUGCAAUUACAGAGAAUGAUUUUUAUUCUCUUUACGCAUUUUCAAGAGCGUCGAACUUGAGAAUGAUUUUCGACUUGAAUGUCUUAAUUCGAAAAUCUGACGGUUCUUGGAAUGAUUCCAACGCGAGGAAAAUUGUAGAAUUUGCAAAAAGUCGUGGGAUGACUUUAGACUGGCACCUUGGAAAUGAACCGAAUUCCUUUCUUUACGUAUUUAACGUAGAAGUCACCGCUCAGCAGUUAGCAAAAGAUUAUUGCGAUUUGCGAUCCUUGUUGAAUACAUCAGGGUACAAAGAUAGUAUUUUAGUCGGACCUGAAGUCAAUCAAGUUGGAGGCUCUUCUCACCAAGGAGAAACUUAUGCCAAAGAAUUUCUAAAAAACUCUAAAGAUAGUGUAGAUUACAUAACAUGGCAUCAGUAUUAUUUAAGAGGAGAAUAUGCGCAAGUUAAGGACUUUAUAAACGCUUCUGUCUUUAAUUACUUAUCGCCUUCAAUCAAAUCUAUGGAGGAGGCAGUUGAUUCAUCAGGGAACAAAAUUCCAAUGUGGCUAUCUGAAACCAGUACUGCCUAUGAUUCGGGUACACCAGGAAUUACAGAUAGAUAUGUGGCAGGAUUUUUGUGGCUGGACAAGUUGGGAUACAGCGCUAAAACAGGAGUUCAGGUUGUAAUCAGACAAUCUUUCUUUGGUGGAAAUUACGCUUUGAUUUCAUCCGAUUUGAAUCCGAAUCCUGAUUGGUGGGUCAGUGUCAUAUUUAAAGAGUUUGUAUCCAACAAAGUUUUAAAUCUGUCGAUUCCAAACAAUUCAGGAAAUUUACGACUCUACGCUCACUGCACUCCAGAGAAAGCUCUUUUGAAAAGUGACCAAGCAGUUACAAUCUUUGGAGUAAAUAUUGAUGAAAAUCCUGUGUGGAUUUCAAUACAAGCAAUCCCUGUACCUUCGACAAGUUCAAUCUUUUUUUACGGACUUACUUCAGAUAAGUUACAAUCAAGGUCGAUUCAAAUGAAUGGAGAAGUUCUAAAAUUAUUGCCGAAUGGUAACGUGCCUCCAUUUAAGCCGAUUAUUUUUAACAGUGAAGAAAUAGUGAAAAUACCAGCUUAUUCUAUGGUAUUUAUUGUUGUUCAUGACACACAAAUUCCAGAUUGCUAACAAUUAAGGAAAAUAUUUCCUCUUCCCUACUGUGAUGAAUAAUUUAAAUUUAAGUAUUUUAUAUUUUACAGUUCUAAUAUUUACACAAUAAAGACACAGAUUUGUAGAUAUGUUAUCUGGAUUUACCAUUGAUUUUAUUGAACUGAAAUAA